Messenger RNA from Vicia villosa (hairy vetch), 974 nucleotides. RefSeq lists its product as uncharacterized. The record is from RefSeq and is a predicted model, not a curated record. The transcript is spliced from 2 exons. The coding region runs from base 93 to 533 and encodes 146 amino acids. NCBI's taxonomy places the organism in Eukaryota, Viridiplantae, Streptophyta, Magnoliopsida, Fabales, Fabaceae.
UUCAUAAUAAUGAUGCAAGUGCAACCAUUGCAAGAAGGCAUAAAAAAGAAGAAGAUCGAAUUAAGAUCUCUCAAACUAUUUCUUUCAUAUGCAUGGAGGAGAAUCGGCAAAAGCUUCGAAAGGCGGUCUCGGACGUGUCUCAAGAGAUAGAGAAAUGCUAUAGCUUGGAAAAGGAGAGAAAGUUUGAUGAUAUUGAAGAGGUGGAGGAAGGUGUAUGCCAUUGUUGUGGGCUGAAGGAGGAAUAUACAAAAGUUUAUAUGAGGGAAGUUGAAGAAGAAUAUUGUGGCAAAUGGUUGUGUGGACUUUGUUGUGAAGCUGUUAAAGAAAGAGUAAGGAGAAGUAAUGAAGUUACAAUGCAAGAUGCUUUGAAGUGUCAUAUAGAAUUUUGUCAGGAAUAUAAUGCCACAACAAGAAUUAACCCUAAAUUGUCGUUGACAUUGUCUAUGAAGGAAAUAGCUAAGAGAAGUUUAGAGAAAAGGAAAUGUAAGGGAAUGGGUGUAACUAAGCUUGAUAGGAGUACUAGUUAUCCAUAAGGUUAAUUAAUUUCAAAUACUGCUGGGAUUUCUUAAAUUAAAUGCAACUGUCUCCUUUAGAAUUUAUUCUUUAGAAUUUGUCAUGUUUGGUUUUGCUAUCUUCCUUUAAAAAAUGUGAUGAGAUCUUUGAGAUUUUUACUAAUUUAAUCAUCUAAAUAAAUCUCGGAUCAAAUUGAGUGAGUAUGUGUAGACUUGAAUGUGUUUACCGUUUUUAAAGAAAAUUGGAAAGAGAUAACUAUAAUUGUCUUUCGAAGAGGAUGACCCAUAACUCAAUCAGCCCAUCAUGCCUAGGGCGUGGGUUGCCUCACCCAAACUCGUGUUCAUUAAGUGACGAUUGCAUUAAUACGUAUUAGGUCAUGUGUUUUUAAAAGGAUCUAUAUUUGUCACUUCUCCAAAAAAAUAAACUGUUCCUCCCUAUUGACUAGGAGAAUCAUCUUCUUA